Syzygium oleosum is the source of this 1083-nucleotide messenger RNA. Its product is annotated as ribonuclease 3-like protein 3. Gene Ontology annotation, cellular component: nucleus; cytoplasm. Gene Ontology annotation, molecular function: RNA binding; ribonuclease III activity. The transcript is spliced from 3 exons. Gene Ontology annotation, biological process: siRNA processing. The coding region runs from base 119 to 1054 and encodes 311 amino acids. The record is from RefSeq and is a predicted model, not a curated record. Lineage: Eukaryota; Viridiplantae; Streptophyta; Magnoliopsida; Myrtales; Myrtaceae.
CUCUUUAUAUAUGUUCGCAACAAAUUCCGGGAAAGCUCGCACGCCAACGAUCCCCUUCGUAUAACCUGCACGCGUCGGCGCAGUCCCUUUCCACCGUUUCGAAUUCCGGAGUUUGUUGAUGAAUCGAUCUCGCUCGCCCGCCAUGGAAGAACAAGAAGAAGUAGAAUCGCUUUCUGAUCACGAGGAGGAGGAGGAAGCGCUUGUCGGUGAAUUGGGAGAGCUCGACAUAGGCCGGAGAGAAGGCGAUCCCGAACCCGAGUCGGCCCACGUCGAGAGCCGACCGAGCCUGGACGAGGUGGAGGGGAUCUUGCGGUACGAGUUCGGCGACAAGAGGCUGCUCGAGGAAGCCCUCACCCAUUAUUCGUUCGCCGACAAGACGUUCUGCUACGAGAGGCUGGAGUACGUCGGCGACUCGGUGCUCAAUCUCCUGUUCGCCAAGGAGCAGUACUUCCGGUACCCGGACUUGCCGCCCGGGUCGCUGACCCGGCUCCGGGCCGCCAACGUGGACACCGAGAAGCUCGCGCGCGUCGCGAUCAAGCACGGGUUACAUCGCUAUCUGCGUCAUAGGAAGCCUGUUUUCGAGGAACAAAUUCAAGAAUUCAAAAGAGCGAUUCUAGAUUAUCCAGUGCAUUCAAGUGGGCUAAUCGACGUGCCCAAGGCUCUAGCCGAUAUUGUUGAAUCAACCAUCGGUGCCGUCUUCGUUGAUUGCAAUUUCUCACUGGACACUGUGUGGAAGGUAUUUAAAAGCUUGUUGGAGCCAAUAAUUAGUCCUUCAGCGCUCAAACUGCAUCCAGUCACCGAGCUAUACGAAUUGUGCCAGAAGAAGAGCUUGAAGUUGAGAUUUGUGGAUUUGUGGAGUGAAAGCUCAAGUUUCAUUGUAUUCGUGAACGAUCAGCUUGUGGGAAGAGGCACGUACAAAGCCAAGAAGGACAUUGCGCUCAAUAGAGCAGCCAAAGAUGCUGUAGAGAACAUUGGAAGAUUCCUUGGCGAGGGAGAAAAAACCUAUGAAGAUGAUAGUGAUUUGAAAAAACUAAAAAGAUGUAAUGAAUUGUGAUGAUAAAAGCAAUCUAUUUGAACUCGAUA